This is a messenger RNA of Brassicogethes aeneus, 2020 nucleotides long. NCBI's taxonomy places the organism in Eukaryota, Metazoa, Arthropoda, Insecta, Coleoptera, Nitidulidae. The record is from the annotation of a GenBank genome assembly.
UGAUCUGUCAGCUGUCAAAAAUUAAAAAAAAGUGUUCCUGAUAGAUAACAAAUAUAAAAAUAGUUUAAAAUAGUCGUAUUGGUUGGUUUGUGUUUAAUAAUUGUUCAAAAAUGAGUUCUGUAAAGCAAAAUGUAAGGGUGCCAAAAAGGACUCCUAUUACGGAAGAUUAUGAAAUUACUAAGCAAGUACUGGGUUUGGGUAUUAAUGGUAAAGUUGUCGAAUGUUUCUCAAAACGGACCAGAGAAAAAUACGCUCUGAAGAUUUUAGUUGAUAGUGUAAAGGCUCGAAGGGAAGUUGAACUUCAUUGGAGAGCCAGUGGGUGCAUACACAUUGUCAAUAUUAUUGAUGUAUACGAGAAUAAAUACAAUAACAAUACAUGUCUACUCGUCGUAAUGGAAUGCAUGGAAGGGGGAGAAUUAUUCCAAAGAAUACAAGACCGCCCCGAUGGAGCUUUCAACGAAAGAGAGGCUGCCCAAGUGAUGCACGAAAUAUGCAUUGCCGUAAAAUUCUUGCACGACUUAAACAUAGCACAUCGCGACUUAAAACCUGAAAACUUACUGUAUUCCAAAAAAGGCUCUUACGGAGUACUUAAGCUGACGGAUUUCGGUUUUGCCAAAGAAACUCUAGUUAAAGACACGCUUCAAACCCCCUGCUACACCCCUUACUAUGUGGCGCCCGAAGUGCUCGGUCCCGAGAAGUACGACAAAAGCUGUGAUGUCUGGUCCAUGGGGGUUAUCAUGUAUAUAUUAUUGUGCGGUUUUCCGCCUUUUUAUAGCAACCAUGGUCUGGCUAUAUCGCCGGGAAUGAAAAGUAGGAUUCGUAUGGGUCAAUACACUUUCCCUGAUCCCGAAUGGCAAAACGUCAGUCAGGAUGCAAAGGAUUUGAUUAAAGGAAUGUUGAAUAUUCAUCCCGGUGAAAGGUUUACCAUUGACCAAGUGAUGCAUAAUAGAUGGAUUGCACAAUACACUGCAGUUCCGCAGACGCCGCUGCACACCAAUAAGAUGUUGAAGGAAAGUUUCGAGAUGUGGCCGGAGGUGCAAGAGGAGAUGACGCGUUCUUUGGCCACGAUGAGGGUCGACUAUGAUCAAGUACAAAUGAAACCGUUAGAAAAUUCCAGUAACCCUCUGUUAAACAAACGCCGUAAAAAGGUCACCGCCGCGAAAUAGUGAAAUUUAAAGCUUUUUUUUUUUUAAAUAACUAAUUUAUAGAAGAAAUAAUGUUGCCUUAGUACUAUGAACAAAUUAAUACAUAAGCUCAAGCCAGUACUUUAGUUGUCUUUUGGUAUUUUUGUAAUGUUUUAAUUACAUUUUGCGUUAUAUUUUAUUUUAGUGUUAUGCAUCACAUUGUCAGAAAACCCUAAAUUUUUAGUGCAAUAUAUUCUGACAACUUUAUUUGACUCAAAAAGUAUUAAAUUUGACUUACGACUAUUUGAGUUACAUAUCUACUUAACAAGUGAAUAAAAGUAUUAAUAUAUUUACAGUUAUUGCUUUUAUUUAUUUAAUUAAUUAAGACUCAAAGGAAUUUAUAUACAGAGUGAUUAGAUUUUAGGAUGCCUUCAGAGAUAAUUUACACGCCCUGUAUAUGUAUAUUAAAAGAAAUUGUAACGUUCAAACUAACUUUUUUAUUAUUAAUAGUGCCUUUAAUAACAAAACCUAAGACUUAAUAAUACAACAAGGAACUACGCGUGUUAAAAGUAAUUUUUAUAUGUUGAAUAGUGAUAAUAUACAAGGUUAAAAAGUUUUAUUUUCAUUUAAUAUAUUGUAGUAAACAAGAACUGUACUUUAGAUUGUAAUUUAAUAGUGAAAUUUAUUUUGAAUUCACCUUGUAAUAUUUUUGGCCCAUGAACUGAGUAUACCUUAGAAUCAAAGCUAAAAAUAAUUCAAGAUCAAACCGUUUUUUUCCUUGUAUAUAUAUUUUGUACUAUUUUGUUCAACUGCUAGAGAAGUUUUUCAGUACAUACUGACUUAUGCCUAAAAACAUAUGUAAUUUUUUCAACUUCUCUGACAGUUUUAUUCCCGAA